Micropterus dolomieu (smallmouth bass) is the source of this 613-nucleotide messenger RNA. Its product is annotated as outer mitochondrial transmembrane helix translocase-like. The record is from RefSeq and is a predicted model, not a curated record. The transcript has 4 exons. Bases 59 to 442 code for a protein of 127 amino acids. Gene Ontology annotation, cellular component: mitochondrial outer membrane. Lineage: Eukaryota; Metazoa; Chordata; Actinopteri; Centrarchiformes; Centrarchidae.
AGACAGGAAAUGAAACGUGUGUUACAGUGAUGAUGUGUCUGUGUGUCAGGUGAUCAUAAUGGGCGCCACGAACCGUCCUCAAGACCUGGAUUCUGCUAUCCUGAGGAGGAUGCCCACAAGGUUCCACAUCAACCAGCCGAGCGUGAGGCAGCGGGAGCAGAUCCUCCGGCUGAUCCUGGAGAACGAGAGCGUGGACGAGACGGUCGACCUCGUCGACGUCUCCAAGGACACAGAGGGUUUCUCGGGAAGCGACCUCAGAGAGAUGUGCCGCGACGCCGCUCUGCUGUGCGUCCGAGACUUCGUCCACGCUCACAAUGACAGUCCAUCAGAAGACUUCAUUCGUCCCAUCCGGCAGUCCGACCUUCAGAGGGCCAUCGGUAAGAUGAAGAAAUCUAAAUCGGCGGGCGGACACGGCGUCCUGCUGCACGCCGCUCUGGACUGAACACACACAGACACAGUGAUCACGUGAUGAGUCAUCAGCCCUGCGGUGGCGGGUUCGAUUCCCGGCCGGUUCAUCAGCCCCUGCCGUCCCCGCAUGUGUCGGCUCUGAGCCGCUGCCUUCUUUUAUUUCUGCUUCGCUGCAGGUGUGUAAAUAAACAGUUUUUACAGGUGA